Cladophialophora psammophila CBS 110553 is the source of this 849-nucleotide messenger RNA. RefSeq lists its product as uncharacterized. Bases 1 to 849 code for a protein of 282 amino acids. Gene Ontology annotation, molecular function: acetylpyruvate hydrolase activity. The record is from RefSeq and is a predicted model, not a curated record. The transcript is spliced from 5 exons. NCBI's taxonomy places the organism in Eukaryota, Fungi, Ascomycota, Eurotiomycetes, Chaetothyriales, Herpotrichiellaceae.
AUGGCCACAAAAUUCCAAAGGCUCGUAAGGUUCAGAGCCUCGGACGGACAAAUCUACUAUGGCGAAGCCGGCUCAGACUGGGAGUCUGAUCUCACGGGAAAGGAAGUCCAAAUCUUUUCGGGUCCUGACCCGUUCGACAGUGAUUUUCGACUCUUGGAGAAAAAAGCCGUCGUUUCCGAGGUCUUGUGCCCUCUGGAGAAGGUGCCAAUCGUUCUAGGUAUUGGGUUAAAUUACAGGAAACAUGCUGAGGAAGCGGGGUUUCCCAUUCCAAGUUUCCCAGUCGUUUUUACCAAAUAUGCAGACACUCUAGCUGGCCCAUUCGAAGACAUCCCCAUUCAUCCGGAAGCAAAAGACCUGGAUUACGAGGGCGAGUUAUCAGUUGUCAUCGGAAAGGAUGCAAAGAACAUCUCCGAGGGAGAGGAUCCCAUGGAUUACGUCUUCGGCUUUGCCGUGGGCAACGACGUUUCGUCCCGAUAUUGGCAAGUCGCACCAAGGUCAGGCGGUCAGCAUGGCCCUGCCAAAUCCUUCGACAAGUUUGCUCCAAUUGGCCCCGUCAUUGCUUCUCGCCAGGCCGUCGUUAAUCCCGAGGGCCUCAGACUCCGCACAUGGGUUAAUGGUGAAUUGAGACAAGACGGCAAGACUGAUGAUUUGAUCUUCGGCAUCAGCGAUCUCAUCCGCCAUCUGGCCAGAGGCACUACGAUCAGAAAGGGCACGGUUAUCAUGACAGGGACUCCUAGUGGCGUGGCUGCUUUCAUGAAGCCGGCAGCAUGGUUGCGCGAUGGCGACACGGUAACAAUAGAGAUUGAGCGUAUCGGCAAAAUCUCGAAUAAGAUGGUCUUUGCAAACUGA